AUGCCGGCCCGAAAGACCCUGUUCGCUUUCGUCUUAGUUGUCUCGGCGCUUGCUGGACUUGCGUCGGCCGCCCCAGCUCCUGCGAACCCCCCCGACAAUUCCAGCAAUCCCCCUUCAGCCCAUGGCAAUGCCGUGAAUCAGCUCGCCUGCAACGACCCAGAAAAGCCACCUCCGACAAAGCGAGGUGAAGAAGGGACUCCUGAUCCUAAGCCCCAUGCCGUGAAUCAGCUCGCCUGCAACGACCCAGAAAAGCCACCUCCGAAAAAGCGAGGUGAAGAAGGGACUCCCGAGCCUAAGCCCCAUGCCGUGAAUCAGCUGGAUAGCGGAGAUAAGCCACCUAAAUUGCGACGUGAAGAAGGCGUUUCUGAUGCUAAGCCCCAUGCCGCGAAUCAGCUCGCCUGCAACGACCCAGAAAAGCCACCUCCGACAAAGCGAGGUGAAGAAGGGACUCCUGAUCCUAAGCCCCAUGCCGUGAAUCAGCUUGCCUGUGGCGGUGAUGCCAAAACUGACAACACCGCCGCUCCCACCACCAACACUUAG
Molecule: messenger RNA, 540 nt
Organism: Puccinia triticina
Lineage: Eukaryota; Fungi; Basidiomycota; Pucciniomycetes; Pucciniales; Pucciniaceae
Exons: 6
Coding region: 1-540 (179 amino acids)
Source: RefSeq, a predicted model, not a curated record